UAAAUAUUUUGACAAUGAAGGCCAAAACAGUUGUACCACAUAUGUUGAACCAAAACUAGUAUCAUAAGAGUAACUCCAAACUAUAUAAAAGAAAAGUAGGAAACAAAACUAGUGUAACCAAUGAUAACAACAUUUUUUUAGGCAUGGAGUUGACGCGGUGUACAAACUGCCACCAAUUUAACCUUCUUAUGAAUAGUGAGUCCUGGACAUUCACCCAUGUCUAGUUCAUCCACUCUCAUACCUUCCGGCAAACUCCAAUCAAACCCAUUCACCAUAUUCGCCAGCACCAAUUCAUUCGUCGCCAUGGCGAACGAAAUUCCAGGACAACCUCUCCUUCCAGCACCGAACGGAAUCAGCUCGAAAUCCUGCCCCCGAAAAUCCACCUUACAACCAUCAUUUAAAAACCUCUCUGGCAUGAACUCCUCUGGUUGCUCCCAAAUCCCCGGGUCCCUCCCGAUCGCCCACGCGUUCACCAUCGUCAUCGUUCCGGCAGGAACGUGGUAUCCUUCGAUCUCCACGCUCCGUGAAGGUUUUCGAGGAACCAAG
Molecule: messenger RNA, 546 nt
Organism: Linum tenue
Lineage: Eukaryota; Viridiplantae; Streptophyta; Magnoliopsida; Malpighiales; Linaceae
Source: the annotation of a GenBank genome assembly